Molecule: messenger RNA, 5432 nt
Organism: Varanus komodoensis (Komodo dragon)
Lineage: Eukaryota; Metazoa; Chordata; Lepidosauria; Squamata; Varanidae
Gene: GIGYF2
Product: GRB10 interacting GYF protein 2
Exons: 27
Coding region: 95-3829 (1244 amino acids)
Biological process (GO): insulin-like growth factor receptor signaling pathway
Cellular component (GO): proximal dendrite; membrane; vesicle
Molecular function (GO): protein binding
Source: RefSeq, a predicted model, not a curated record
GCGGCGCGGCAGCCAUCUUGUGUUGUUGAGGCUGAGGAUAGGCUUUGGGUUCGAGAGAUUCUCUGUCUGCGACCUCAGGUUAAUACUUAAAAAAAUGGCAGCAGAAACACAGACGCUUAAUUUUGGGCCUGAAUGGCUUCGAGCUCUGUCUAGUGGUGGGAGUGUGACAUCUCCUCCUCUCUCUCCAGCUUUGCCAAAGUAUAAAUUAGCAGAUUAUCGUUAUGGGAGGGAAGAAAUGUUAGCACUUUUCCUGAAAGAUAAUAAGAUACCUUCAGACCUUCUGGAUAAGGAGUUUCUGCCCAUUCUACAAGAGGAGCCCCUACCACCCUUGGCAUUAGUACCUUUUACAGAAGAAGAACAGAGAAAUUUCUCCAUGUCUGUAAAUAGUGCUGCUGUCCUACGAUUGAUGGGACGAGGAGGAGGAACGGUGGUAGGGGCUCCUCGCGGUCGAAGUUCCUCUAGAGGUCGAGGCAGAGGUCGAGGAGAAAGUGGUUUCUACCAAAGAAGUUUUGAUGAUGUGGAGGGUGGAUUUGGCCGAGGAGGGGGCAGAGAAAUGCACAGAUCACAGAGCUGGGAGGAAAGGGGGGACAGGCGGUUUGAAAAACCAGGUCGAAAAGAACCAGUGAGACCAAACUUUGAAGAUGCUGGAACUGUAACUUCAGGAAGGAAACAUGAUUUUAUACGCUCUGAGAGCGAGAACUGGCGCAUCUUCAGGGAAGAGCAAAAUGGAGAAGAUGAUGAUGGAGGCUGGAGACUUACUGGCUCACGAAGGGAUGGUGAAAGGUGGCGUCCUCAUAGUCCAGACGGCCCUCGUUCUGCAGGCUGGAGAGAACAGAUGGAGCGACGGCGACGGUUUGAAUUUGAUUUCCGAGAUCGGGAUGAUGAGCGGGGUUACCGAAGAGUGCGAUGUGGCAGUAGCAGUAUGGAGGACGAUAGGGAUAGUCUUCCUGAAUGGUGCUUGGAAGAUGCUGAAGAAGAAAUGGGGACUUUUGACUCAUCUGGUGCAUUCCUGUCCUCAAAAAAGGUUCAAAAGGAGCCAAUUCCAGAGGAACAGGAAUUGGAUUUCCGGCCAGUAGAAGAAGGGGAAGAGCAGUCUGAUUCAGAAGGGAGUCACCAUGAAGAAGCCAAAGAACUAGAUAAGGUCCAUGUAAGGGAAGCAGUUAAGACUGAACGAACAACAGUAGAAGUAGCAGAAGAAACAGUCAAAGAAUCUUCACCAUCCACCAGGUCAGGAACUCCACCAAAAACCCAGUCACUGGAGCCAUUAACAGCAAGCCUGCUUGAACGGAGGGAAGACUGUGUUCCAGAUGUAAUAGAAAAAGCAGAAUAUAAAGAGAACCAAAUGGAAAAUAUCCCAUCAGCUAAAGUGCCCAAUAGAGAAGUAGAGCCAGCUUCUACUGUCCAGCCUUUACCACAGAUUCCUCCAGAUGCAGCUUCCCCUGUUCAUCUUUCUUCUUCAGAGUCUAAUCCAAAUUCUGCCUUAAGGCCUAUUCAGACAUCAGUUACAGCAGCUCCAGGCAUGGGGAAUAUUCCUGCUGACCCUGAUGAUGAAGAGGGCCUCAAGCAUUUAGAACAGGAUGUGGCUGUUGAACAUCUUGUCUCCAUAAACGUCUUAUUCCCCCCUCCAUGUAUGUUACUGAUUUUUUCAGGUCCGUUCAGUAAUCAGGAGAUGACAGAGUGGUUUCAAGCUGGGUAUUUUACAAUGUCACUGUUGGUGAAAAGAGCAUGUGAUGAGAGCUUCCAGCCACUUGGAGACAUCAUGAAAAUGUGGGGCAGGGUCCCUUUUGCUCCAUGUCCACCACAUCUGCAUAUGGGAGAGUUGGACCAGGAACGACUGACUAGGCAACAGGAAUUCACGGCCAUGUACCAAAUGCAGCACCUCCAGUACCAGCAAUUUUUGUUACAACAACAGUAUGCACAGGUAAUGGCACAACAGCAAAAAGCAGCCCUCUCAUCUCAGCAGCAGCAGCAACUGGCUCUUCUUUUGCAGCAGUUCCAGGCACUUAAAAUAAGAAAAGCUGAGCAGAACAUGGUGCCACCUGUAACAAGGUCUGUGUCAGUGCCAGACACUGGUUCUAUUUGGGAGCUUCAAUCAGCUGCUCCACAAGCUACUGUCUGGGAAGGAAGCAGUGUGUGGGAUCUCCCAAUUGAUACUGCAGCUCAGGGACCAGCUCUAGAACAGUUGCAGCAGCUUGAAAAGGCCAAAGCAGCAAAGCUAGAGCAGGAGCGAAGAGAAGCUGAACUUAGGGCCAAAAGAGAAGAGGAAGAACGGAAAAGACAGGAGGAGAUUCGGAGGCAACAGGAAGAGCUGAUCAGGAGGCAAGAGGAAGAAAGAAAAAGAAGAGAAGAGGAGGAGCUAGCACGCAGGAAGCAGGAGGAAGCUCUGAGACGGCAACGGGAACAAGAAAUUGCACUACGACGGCAGCGGGAAGAAGAAGAACGACAACAACAAGAAGAAGCACUUAGAAGAUUGGAGGAAAGGAGAAGAGAAGAAGAGGAAAGACGGCAGCGGGAAGAGGUGAAAAGAAGGGAAGAGGAGGCUGCCAAAUGGGCACGUGAGGAAGAGGCGAAGCGUCAGUUAGAAGAAAAUAGGUUGCGCAUGGAAGAGGAAGCAGCCCGACAGAGGCAUGAAGAGGAAGAACGAAAGCGAAAGGAGCUGGAACUCCAACGUCAGAAAGAAAUUAUGAGGCAGAGGCAGCAACAGCAGGAGGCUUUGCGCCGAUUGCAACAGCAGCAACAGCAGCAGCAACUUGCACAGAUGAAGCUUCCUUCUUCUUCAACAUGGGGUCAGCAAGCCAAUUCAAGAGCAUGUCAGUCCCAGACAACAUUAUCACUAGCAGAAAUCCAGAAGCUUGAAGAAGAGAGAGAGCGGCAGCUUCAAGAAGAGCAACGGCGUCAGCAGCACGAACUAAUGAAAGCCCUGCAGCAGCAGCAACAGCAGCAGCAACAAAAACUGUCUGGUUGGGGAAAUGUUGCCAAACCUGCUGCCAGUACAAAGUCUCUUUUGGAGAUACAGCAGGAAGAGGCAAGGCAGAUGCAAAAGCAGCAGCAGCAACACCAGCAGCAACAAAACAGGUCCCGCAGCACUACACAUUCUAAUCUGCACACCAGCAUUGGCAAUUCAGUCUGGGGCUCUGUAAACACGAAUCCUAGCAGCCAGUGGGCAUCAGACCUUGUCAGCAGUAUUUGGAGCAAUGCUGACACUAAAAAUUCAAACCUGGGAUUCUGGGAUGAUGCAGUCAAAGAAGUGGGACCUCGUAAUGCAACGAAUAAAAACAAGAGCAAUGCUAGCAUCAGUAAAUCUAUAGGUGUUACAAGCAGGCAGAAUAAGAAGGUGGAAGAAGAAGAAAAAUUGUUGAAGUUGUUCCAGGGGGUUAAUAAAUCCCAGGAUGGCUUCACUCAGUGGUGUGAACAGAUGCUUCAUGCACUCAACACAGCCAACAAUUUGGAUGUUCCCACUUUUGUUUCCUUCCUGAAGGAAGUGGAAUCUCCUUAUGAGGUCCAUGAUUACAUCAGAGCUUACCUUGGAGACACCCCUGAGGCUAAGGAAUUUGCCAAGCAGUUUCUUGAACGCCGUGCCAAACAAAAAGCCAACCAACAGCGGCAGCAGCAGGAUUCUGUCUGGGGGAUAAACCAUAGUUCAUUACAUUCAGUCUUUCAGACUAAUCAAAGCAACAACCAGCAAUCUAACUUUGAGGCAGUGCAGAGUGGCAAAAAGAAGAAGAAACAAAAAAUGGUUCGUGCAGAUCCCAGCUUGUUAGGUUUCUCAGUCAAUGCCUCAUCAGAGCGGCUGAAUAUGGGAGAAAUAGAGACUUUGGAUGACUACUGAGUAUAUGCAACACGACUGGCUUUUCCUGUGUCUGUUAACCAUGCAUUCUCCACUGCUGGACAGAGUACUUCCUAUCCCCUGCAGUCAUCCUUGCCUUGCAAACGGAUCAUAGAAUCAAUCAUCUCAGGCUGCCAUUUCUAGCCUCAACAAGUCCUUUCUGCCCAGGAUUGCACAACCACCUUCAUUUCUUUUGGCCUCUGGUUCUUUCUACUGGAUAGGUGGGAAAGAAGAUUUACUCAUGAGGCUGAGUGCAAAUUACUGUGUGAUGAUUUCUUCUCCCAAGCUAUUUGGAAAGCCAUUUGGAAGUUUACAUAUGGUAGCUUCCUUCCCUCCCCUCAUCACAGAUAACUGGUGCAAUCAUGGUGGAGAGCUCAUGGUUAACAGAUGUCAUUCAGAACCAAAAUGCCACGCAGAUACUGACUUCCAUGCUCCAUCAGGCAAAAGAUGCCUUCCAGUUUCAGGAGGUGCAUUCACUAGCUAACUGUAGAACUGGCAACAACAGGGAAUGGGGGUGGUAGGCAGCAUUCAGCUUGGAUUGGUUUGGCGUUGCACAUCCCUGCCAGCCCUUCUUCAGCACAUUAAAUUUGGAGAAGUUCAAGUCUAUCUUCAUUGGGUGGUGAUGUCAAAGGUGCUGGAGUUCAUGCUUCAGCACACUCCAGCCUUCCUGGACAAUUAGGGACUCAAGUUGUGGGAGGAGGCACUUAUUUCAGGCUGAAUUUCUCCUGUAAUUAUUUCCUCCAGAGUGAUUGGGCCAGUUAUUUUGGACCCUUCUGCAGUGAAUUUGUCUCGUUUCAGAGACGUAUAGGAUCUUUACCAUAUGUAUCUUCACCAGUUGAUUUGUGUGGGAGUUGACACUACCUUUGGAAUCUGAAACCUAACCAGAAAUCUAGUCAUCUGGUUACUUAUGAAGGUGGUUCAGAAUGUUGUAAGUUCUGCAGCAGCAUUAACGCAAAGGAACAGGAAGCUGUCGUCUUCAGAGUGAAAUAAAUGAGACAAGGAACCUGAGCACUGGCAACGUCUCUGUUUGUAAAAACCACAAGGAGGGAUAGAAUGAGGUGUGCUGGUCCUCGUUAUAUCAUACACUCUUCCGUUACUUCCUAGCCAUUGCGCUGACAUACUUAUGUAAUCCAACUUCUCCUGUCCCUGUUCCAGAAUGUUAAACAGUCUGAAGUGGCCAGUACACUUCAUUUCAACCCCCCACCCAUGCUCCCACUUGCACAGGGUCACAGUGUGCCCAUGGAAGAUAUGCUGCUGUGUGAAGAUCUUUUUCUGCCAUCAUCGCCUGAAGAAGACAACUGAAGUUGCUCCAGAGCAGUUUGGUUUAGAUUUUAUUUCAUUUGAUUUUCUUCUCUCUCCCCCCUCUCCCACAACAUGUACAGGAAGUAUUCAGAGGCAGUUGCAGAUUUGUGUAUAGUUUUUGAAUCCAUUAGCACAGAGAGGCUAGGUGCUGUCACAAAUCUGGUCUCCUGAUCUCCUUUGCUUUGUAAACUUAUAAAGGGGGGAAGGGGGUAAUUAAUGUUUACAGAACUUUAAAUUCCCUCUGAACUCGUGCUAGUAUGGGGGUAAACAAGAGAGAACUUAAAUAAAACCUGGUUGUAUUAUA